AUGUCCAGUGCUCAGUGUCAACAGUGCGGCUCUACAGACAUCGACACAGAUCCCUCUCGAGGGGACUCUGUCUGUACGCAAUGUGGGUCCGUCUUAGAAGAGUCUGGGAUCAUCUCGGAAGUCACGUUCCAGCAAGAUUCUAGAGGCGUCAGUCGAUCAGUCGGUCAGCUGGUACAUUCCGAAGGUACAUUUUUAAUUGGUCGAAAGAAUGGUCUCAAUCUUGGAUCUCGGUUUGGCUUCGGCAGAGAAUCUCGGGCAAUCACUCUCCAAAAUGCUCGUCGAAAAAUUCAAGACUUAUGCUCUAAACUGAACUUGAAUCCCCGUUGUGUGGACACAGCCUUUGGAUUUUAUAAGGUGGCGUUGUCGAGGCAACUGACCAGAGGACGAAAAAGCACUCAUGUUGUCGCUGCUUGCGUGUACAUGGUUUGCCGCAAGGAAGAAACCCCUCAUAUGUUGUUGGAUUUGAGUGAUCUACUUCAGGUGAGUGUUUAUGAAUUGGGCAAAACCUAUUUAAAGCUUUCAUCUGCUCUGUGCAUCAACAGUCCUGCCAUUGACCCAAGUUUGUAUAUUUUGAGGUUUGCUCAUCAACUGCAGUUUGACAAAAAGACUCACGAAGUGGCGAUGACUGCUUCAAGACUUGUUCAGAGAAUGAAAAAAGACUGGAUGCAUACAGGCAGGAGGCCUUCUGGCCUUUGUGGAGCAGCUUUGCUUGUUGCUGCACGGUUACACAAUUUCAACAGGACUGUGGAAGAUGUGAUCAAAGUAGUGAAAGUUUGUCAAGCAACUGUUAGGAAAAGACUCACAGAGUUUAGUGAAACUCCAUCGAGUCGCUUAACUCUUGACGAAUUUAUGACCAUCGAUUUAGAAGAGGAACAAGAUCCACCUGCAUUCAAAAAUGCUAGAAAGAAACUGCAUGAGUUGGAAGAUGAGGACCAAAACGCUCCCAGGCAAGAAGUACCCAUGAGUCCAUCUUGCAACGUGGACUUGCUGGUGGCCAGCAAUACGGCAGACUCCAUCAGAGAGGUCGUUGAUCCCGAGGUCGAAUCCGAUUCCGGCGAGAUAGAUUUAACUGGAUUAGAUGAUGAUGAAUUAGAUAACUACCUUAUGGAGCCAUAUGAGUAUGAAAGAAAAGACCAAUUUUGGCACAAGUAUAAUGCUGAUUAUUUGCAAGAAAUGAAAGAGAGAGAGGAAAGGAGAGCUAAAGAAGAGGAAGAAAACGCUAACAAACCUGAUAAAAAGGUGCGUCGCAGCCAGAAAAGGGGCCGAAUCCAAGCGAGCACUGCCGGGGAAGCCAUUGAAAAAAUGCUGCAACAAAAGAAAUUAUCUUUCAAAUUGAAUUAUGACGUUUUGAGGAACCUCAACCCGGAAAUCGGGCCCGUGGAGCCCACCACCACCGAGGAAGCGGUGGUGGCGGAAAAUGUGGUGGAAGAAAUAGUCCCGCCUUUGAGGAGGAAGGUCAAGGCCAAGCCCAAACCACGCCCCACCGUUCCAUCCAACAUCAGGAAAGGCAUGUCUGAUAUCAUUGGAAAUACGAGGAAAAAGGAGAUGAUGGCUGCAAUAGCUGAAGAAAAUGAGCUUAUGGAGGAACCACCAAGAAAAAUGAUAAAACUUGCAGAUAUUGUGAAGGAAGAGGUCUCUGAAAAUGUUCCCUUGGAAACUAUCAUUUUAGAUGAUGUUCAGAAUACAGAAGCAGAUGAGGAAAUUGUAGAAGAUGAUGAUGAAGAAGAAUAUGAGUCAGACGAUGGAGAAGAAAAAGUUCCUGAUUACUAUGAAUGUGAUGAAUAUGUUGACGACUAUGAUGAUUGA
This is a messenger RNA of Uloborus diversus, 1806 nucleotides long. RefSeq names its product transcription factor IIIB 90 kDa subunit-like. Gene Ontology annotation, cellular component: transcription preinitiation complex; nucleus; transcription factor TFIIIB complex. Gene Ontology annotation, biological process: DNA-templated transcription initiation; transcription preinitiation complex assembly; transcription by RNA polymerase III. The transcript is spliced from 18 exons. The coding region runs from base 1 to 1806 and encodes 601 amino acids. The record is from RefSeq and is a predicted model, not a curated record. Gene Ontology annotation, molecular function: RNA polymerase III type 3 promoter sequence-specific DNA binding; RNA polymerase III general transcription initiation factor activity; TBP-class protein binding. NCBI's taxonomy places the organism in Eukaryota, Metazoa, Arthropoda, Arachnida, Araneae, Uloboridae.